Molecule: messenger RNA, 1683 nt
Organism: Acanthoscelides obtectus
Lineage: Eukaryota; Metazoa; Arthropoda; Insecta; Coleoptera; Chrysomelidae
Source: the annotation of a GenBank genome assembly
AGGGCUUCAAAGUUGGACCGAACCCUUACACUUGGUUUAAUAUGGAAGCUUUGGAAGAGACUUGGAGGAAUCUGCAAAAGAUUAUCGAAGAAAGGGAUAUCGAAUUGAAUAAGGAAACGCAAAGGCAAGAAGAAAAUGAUAAACUCAGAAAGGAAUUUGCCAAGCAUGCCAAUGCAUUCCAUCAGUGGCUAACUGAAACCCGUACAUCAAUGAUGGAAGGUACCGGAUCGCUGGAACAGCAACUGGAGGCAACUAAGCGUAAGGCAGCUGAGGUGCGCGCUCGUCGCUCCGAUUUGAAAAAAAUCGAAGAUCUGGGUGCUAUCCUAGAGGAACACCUUAUACUGGAUAACAGAUAUACGGAGCACUCCACGGUUGGGUUGGCGCAGCAAUGGGAUCAGCUCGAUCAACUUGGCAUGCGUAUGCAGCACAAUCUUGAGCAGCAGAUACAGGCCAGAAAUCAAUCAGGUGUGAGUGAAGAUGCCCUCAAAGAAUUCUCUAUGAUGUUCAAACACUUUGACAAAGAGAAGACAGGAAAACUGAACCACCAAGAAUUCAAGAGCUGUUUGCGUGCUCUAGGAUAUGACCUUCCGAUGGUUGAUGAAGGUCAACCAGAUCCAGAAUUUGACGCUAUUCUAGAUGUGGUGGAUCCAAACAGGGAUGGAUAUGUUUCCUUACAGGAAUAUAUGGCGUUUAUGAUUAGCAAAGAAACAGAAAAUGUGCAGAGUUCUGAAGAAAUAGAAAAGGCCUUCCGCGCGAUUACAGCGGGUGAUAGACCUUAUGUGACUAAGGAGGAAUUAUAUGCGAACCUGACCAAAGAAAUGGCGGACUAUUGCGUUGCCAGGAUGAAACCUUAUAUCGAACAAAAAACAGAACGACCCAUUGCUGGUGCACUAGAUUACAUAGAAUUCACGCACACCUUGUUCCAGAAUUGAUUAAUCUUAUAAAACAUAGAUAUUCUAUUAUAGCAAUAGUUUUUUAAAGCUUAUACACUAUCUAUCGAAUAAGUUCGUGCAACAUGAUUUACUAAUGACACAUUUAUUCCUUUUUUGUAAUCAUAUUUUUAGGUAAAGUAUUGUAUGUACUUUGAAGAAGAUUCACGGUUAUUUGAGAGUUUGGAAAUGGUCAAAGAUCUCGGGUAGUAGUGAACUACCAAAUUAUUAUAAAUGGGGAUGACUGAUUCGGAAACAACGUUUUAUCAAAUAUUAACCUUCUACUUUACUUCCAAUUUACCUAUAUAUGGCACUAUUGUCAAAAAUAUGGAAACGGUCGAAUCUGACUGGUAUAUCAUCCUACUGUUCUAAAUUUGGGGCAUAUCAGUCCACUACUUCCCCAGGAAUUCUACUGAAUCGCUACCAGACUUUCAAACAGCCGAAUAUAUAAAUAUAUAAUUAUAUGCCCCUACAUAUGAUUGUUUUCUUAUGUCUUAGAGACCUUGAAGUAGUGUCUAUUUGGAUCCCAAAAAGGUACCCCUCAGUUAUUUUCUGGACAGGUCAAGCUAACAAGUUGAAGUUCGGGGUGAUGAAAUUGAUGCACGACUACUAUACAGAGUGUUAAUUAUGUACCAUAAAUUUAACAGACGAUUAUUUGAGUAAUCUUGAGACAAGAAGCUCAUAUAAACAUAGGUCCGCAAAUGCUUCGUUCUCAUGAUAUAGGGUGUUGAAAUUUUAAAAAAUGCAUCUGAAC